AUGAUCUCAUCGGAUAUAAGCGAGCAGCUUCAUUAUCCCCGACCCCUCCAAGCACAACCCAACACCAAAAUGGCGACCUCAAUCCCCCUCUUCGCCAAAGCGCAGCUCGACCUCCUCCUCCUCGAGCACGAAGCCGAAGUCUCCACCUCCAAACUAGCCAGCACCGCCGCCUCCGUCUCCCCCGCAACCCGCCGCACCCUCCAAUCCACCGGCCACGCCCUGACCGGUCUCGUCCUCUCGCAAGUGCGAACUGGUCUAGGCGGACGAGUUGUCGGGGAGUUUGCGCCCGAUCCAGCUAUUGCGUCGGACGAGACGCGCGCAGCAGAUGGGACGCCUAGAUUGGGAUCACAUGGGAUUCGGGUCGGUGAUGUGGUUAGGGUGAAUGAUACGGGGAAAAAGAAGGAUACGAAAGACAAGAGCGAGGAUAAGGGUGCUGAGGGUGUUGUUACGCGGACUGGGGAUCGGGCGGUAUGGAUUGCGUUUGGGAAGCAGGGAUCUGGAGCGAAGAAGGAGGAUGAUGAGGCUGUUGAGGAGCUUUGGGGGAAGAAGCUGUGGGCUAUUAAGCUUGCUAAUGAUGUUACGUAUCGACGAAUGAGGCAAACGAUGGAGAAGAUGGAGAAGAUGGGAGAAGGUGACUAUUCGCAUUUUAUGCGGGUUGCGUUUGGUCAUACUACGCCGCUGCCGCGCUCUUCUGAGGAUGUGGAAUUCAUCGAUCCUUCCCUCAACGACUCGCAGAAAGAUGCUAUUCGCUUUGCGCUGGGGGCGCAGGAUAUUGCGCUCAUCCAUGGCCCGCCUGGGACUGGCAAGACGCAUACUUUGAUCGAGUUGAUUCUGCAGCUGGUACAGCGCAAGAAGAGGAUCCUCGUUUGCGGUCCGUCUAAUGUCUCGGUGGACAAUAUUGUCGAGCGUCUUGCGAAGACGAAGACUCCUGUUGUGCGCAUUGGACAUCCAGCUCGUCUCCUUCCCUCUGUCUUGGACCAUUCCCUUGAAGUCCUCACUCAGACAUCGGAUGCUGCAUUCGCAAAACACGGUCGGGGCGUGAACGCCGAGGCAUCUAUGAUGAGCUGA
Molecule: messenger RNA, 1068 nt
Organism: Penicillium olsonii
Lineage: Eukaryota; Fungi; Ascomycota; Eurotiomycetes; Eurotiales; Aspergillaceae
Source: the annotation of a GenBank genome assembly